CAGAGAAUUGACAGAAAUCACGCAUGAGAAGAGAGAGAGGAGGGGAGAGAGAGAGAGAGAGAGAGAGGGCAAAAGCUGAAAAAGAGUGAGCACCACUCGUGGGGUUAAAACCCCAAGAACAAACUUGGGAGUAGCAGCCGGAGGGCGGAGGAAGCAGCGAGAGGAGCGAGCAAGCAAGCAAAGCGUACCAAAGCAAAGCAAGAAGCAGGAGCACUUCUCCCUGCAACUGUUUGAGCUCCGAGGUUGCAACCGCACGCGAGAAGCUCCGAGGUUGCAACCGCACGCGAGAAGCGAGAGAAAAGGAAGCAGCAGCGAGCAUGCUCAUGGCCCCCCUCUCCGGCGGCGGCGGUCGGAUCUGCUGGAGAGCGGCGGCCGGGGAGCGGGGAGCUCGGAGCUAACCGUCUCGACCUCGCGGCCACGAGAUCUGACGGCGCGGCUUCUUGGAUCGAGCGGCGCCUCUCUGCCCGAGUGCCGGUUCUUGGCUCCAGAAGAAGAAAAGCUCAAGCUUGCGCGGUAAUCUUCGGAAGGCGUAAUCGCGCGCGGUAAAAGGCGCGAGGAGAAACUGGGAAAGUGAUGGUUUUUGGGAAGGCGCUUUGAUUUGUCCUGAAAAGGAGGAAUCUUUCCUUCGUUUCCCCCUUCCUUCUCCGCUCCGUGCACGCUCUUAUAUUGCCUUCAGAUCGGCAGUCUGAUUGGGCCUUUGGAAAGGGUGAAAAAUGAGGCUCUCGUCGUCGUCCGGCAGCGUCCUCCCGACUCAGGCGUCCUCGCCGGAAGCUGUUGAGGAGCAGAAGUGCCUGAAUUCGGAGUUGUGGCAUGCCUGUGCUGGUCCUCUUGUUUCCUUGCCUGCUGUGGGUAGCCGGGUGGUGUACUUCCCUCAGGGUCACAGUGAGCAGGUAGCAGCAUCAACAAACAAAGAAAUGGAGUCUCAGAUUCCCAACUAUCCUAAUCUGCCUCCACAGCUUAUAUGCCAACUGCAUAAUGUGACCAUGCAUGCUGAUGCAGAAACAGAUGAGGUCUAUGCGCAGAUGACACUGCAACCACUUAACCCGCAAGAGCUGAAGGACCCGUAUUUACCUGCUGAAUUAGGUACUGCCAAUAAGCAGCCAACAAACUAUUUUUGCAAAACAUUAACUGCAAGCGACACAAGUACACAUGGAGGAUUCUCUGUUCCUCGCCGAGCAGCUGAGAAAGUGUUUCCUCCACUGGAUUUCACUCAGCAACCUCCAGCACAGGAGUUGAUGGCAAAAGAUCUUCAUGGCAACGAGUGGAAAUUCCGUCACAUCUUUCGCGGUCAGCCAAAGCGACAUCUUCUAACUACUGGCUGGAGUGUCUUUGUAAGUGCAAAGAGACUCGUCGCUGGAGACUCUGUCCUAUUUAUUUGGAAUGACAAUAAUCAGCUUCUUCUGGGAAUUCGCCGGGCAAAUCGGCCACAAACUGUAAUGCCAUCUUCAGUCUUAUCUAGUGAUAGCAUGCACAUUGGUCUUCUUGCUGCAGCUGCUCAUGCUGCUUCAACAAAUAGCCGGUUUACAAUUUUCUAUAACCCAAGGUACAGUGAAAUAUAUCUUUAUUUGUUUGGCAUUUCUCCAUUCACAUGUUUUAACAUUUGCUUUUGCAGGGCAAGCCCUUCAGAGUUUGUCAUACCACUUGCGAAGUAUGUAAAGGCUGUGUACCAUACUCGUAUAUCUGUGGGGAUGCGUUUCAGGAUGCUUUUUGAGACAGAAGAGUCAAGUGUUAGGAGAUAUAUGGGGACAAUUACUGGAAUUAGUGAUCUUGAUGCUGUUCGGUGGCCAAAUUCACACUGGCGUUCUGUUAAGGUUGGCUGGGAUGAGUCAACUGCUGGAGAGAGGCAGCCUAGGGUGUCGCUAUGGGAGAUUGAGCCCCUGACAACUUUUCCAAUGUAUCCAUCUCCUUUUCCACUCAGGCUUAAGCGUCCAUGGCCAACAGGCUUGCCUUCUCUGCAUGGUGGGAAGGAUGAUGACUUGACUUCCUCUCUCAUGUGGCUUCGAGAUACCACAAACCCUGGUUUUCAAUCGUUGAAUUUCGGUGGACUUGGAAUGAGUCCUUGGAUGCAGCCAAGGCUGGAUGCUUCCUUACUAGGUCUGCAACCUGACAUGUAUCAGACGAUGGCCAUGGCUGCUUUCCAGGACCCAACGAAGCAGGUUUCACCCACGAUACUGCAGUUCCAGCAGCCGCAGAACAUAGUUGGUCGAGCUGCACCACUUCUGUCAAGUCAGAUUCUGCAGCAAGUGCAGCCUCAGUUUCAGCAGCAGUCAUACCUUCAAAACAUCUCUGAGAGCACAAUCCAAGGGCAGGGUCAGUCUGAGUUCCUGAAGCAGCAGAUCCAACGUAGCCAAUCAUUCAGCGAGCAGAAGCCCCAGCUGCAACCCCAGCAACAACAGCAAGAACCACAGCAGCAGCAAUCACAGUGUCUACAAGUCCCUCAACAUCAACAAAUGCAACAACAGAACAACAUGACCAACUACCAGUCUUUAACUAAUGCGAUGUCAGCAUUUUCUCAACAGACAUCAGCCUCUCAGUCUUCACCUAUGGCACUGCAAACAGUACUACCAUUCUCACAGGUGCAGAGCUUUGCAGACACGAAUAUGAGCUCAUUGUCGCCAUCCAACGCCUCCACCAUGCAAAAUACACUGAGGCCAUUCUCAUCAGAAGCAGCUUCUCACCGGAGUAUGCCAAGACCUACUGCGAUACCUGUCCCUGAUCCAUGGUCAUCGAAGCGAGUUGCAGUGGAGUCUUUGCUUCCUUCUCGGCCCCAUGUUAUGUCGCAGAUAGAACAAUUGGAUUCUACACCACCUAGUAUGCCUCAAAGCUCUGCAUUGGCGCCACUUCCUGGAAGAGGGUGUUUGGUGGAUCAAGAUGGGAACCCUGAUCCUCAAAAUCAUCUCUUGUUUGGUGUUAGUAUUGACUCACAGUCACUUAUAAUGCAAGGAGGCAUCCCAAGCCUCCAGAACGGGAGUGAUUCAACUGCUAUACCCUAUUCCACCUCCAAUUUCCUUAGCCCUUCCCAGAAUGAUUUCCCUUUGGAUCACACACUAAAUUCUUCGGGCUGCUUAGAUGAUUCAGGGUUUGUUCCAUGUUCAGAUAAUUCUGAUCAAGUGAAUCGACCACCUGCAACCUUUGUGAAGGUGUACAAAUCUGGAACCUAUGGAAGGUCGCUUGAUAUCACUAGAUUUAGUAGCUAUCAUGAGCUCCGUAGGGAACUAGGGCGCCUAUUUGGCCUUGAGGGCCAGUUGGAAGACCCUUUGAGAUCAGGCUGGCAGCUUGUAUUUGUCGACCGGGAGGAGGAUGUCCUUCUUGUUGGCGAUGACCCUUGGCAGGAAUUCGUGAACAGCGUGUCCUGCAUAAAGAUACUCUCACCGCAGGAGGUGCAGCAGAUGGGCAAACAGGGCCUUGAGCUUCUGAGCUCGGCUCCCGCGAGGAGGCUAGGUAGCAGCUGUGACGACUACGUUAGCAGGCAGGAAUCGAGAAGCCUAAGCACUGGAAUCGCGUCGGUCGGUUCAGUUGAGUUCUGAAGAGAGGGCGCAAUUCGUCUGCCCUCAGCUUAUGGCUGGUGUGUGACCCAUGUAUCUGCAGCUUUUCCCUAGUUUUGAGAUCUGGAACUGAAAGCAACGUAGAUCAAGCCUAGCUCUGAAGUUCUGUACCAUCCAAUAAUUAUGUCAUAUGAUAUCAACUUCUAAGUAGAAACUACGAGCACCAUUGGUGUACAUGCCAAAGCUUUGUUCCAUGGAUACUAAUCCUGUGAAUGUAGGCUCUCUGAUGAAGUGAUGAUCAACUCUUUUGUUGCCUUGCAUUGCA
Phragmites australis (common reed) is the source of this 3810-nucleotide messenger RNA. Its product is annotated as auxin response factor 17. Gene Ontology annotation, cellular component: nucleus. Lineage: Eukaryota; Viridiplantae; Streptophyta; Magnoliopsida; Poales; Poaceae. The transcript is spliced from 14 exons. The coding region runs from base 714 to 3527 and encodes 937 amino acids. Gene Ontology annotation, biological process: regulation of DNA-templated transcription; response to hormone. Gene Ontology annotation, molecular function: protein binding; DNA binding. The record is from RefSeq and is a predicted model, not a curated record.